Messenger RNA from Volvox carteri f. nagariensis, 741 nucleotides. RefSeq lists its product as uncharacterized. The record is from RefSeq and is a predicted model, not a curated record. Gene Ontology annotation, molecular function: protein heterodimerization activity. NCBI's taxonomy places the organism in Eukaryota, Viridiplantae, Chlorophyta, Chlorophyceae, Chlamydomonadales, Volvocaceae. The transcript has 2 exons. The coding region runs from base 286 to 741 and encodes 151 amino acids.
UUAACUGUGCGUUAUCAACGCCGGAUAAAAUCAAAAGAAUUGAACGUGUGCUUUGGAAGGACGUCACAGCUUAUUUAUCUUUGGUUCAUUCGUACCGAGGCAACGGACAACCGAUAAAUUCAAACUCUUUAUUCCUAUAUGGAAUAUAGACUAAGGAAUAGCUCCUUGAUAAACCAUUUAAUCGUGUAGGAGAUGUAGGAGAAUCAAGGAGAGGGUAGCAUCAGAAAGGAGGAGAAGGUAGCAUCAAAAGAGGCCGCCAAGGCGCCCGCUGCAGGUAGAGACAAGAUGGCCAAGAAGAAGGUGAAGGUGUCAAAAAGCGAGACCUACAAGCAGUACAUUUACAAGGGGCUCAAGCAGGCGCAUACAGACACGGGCAAUAGCUUGAAGGCAAUGUCAAGGAAGGUCGCCACUGAGCCUUCUAAGCUCAGCCGCUACAAUAAGAAAGCCCACUGUCACGUCUCGCGAGGUCCAGAGGGCGGUGCGGCGGGUCCAGCUGUGCGAGCUGCCCAAACACGUGUGAGAGGGAAACCCAAAGCUGUAACCUCAGGUUCACCUAGGCGUGUGACUAAGUCCGCCAUGAUGCGGUCGAGUGCAAACCGGAGUAUUAGAUAUCCUAACUUGUAUUGCGCCGGUGUUUUUCAACACCACCGCAUCGACGUUCUAUACAAGUUCCGUGAUUUCCAAAACAUGCUGUAUUUGUAUCUUCUCGAUCUUCGAACUAGCUGGGACCUAAAGACUUGA